Molecule: messenger RNA, 4638 nt
Organism: Culex quinquefasciatus (southern house mosquito)
Lineage: Eukaryota; Metazoa; Arthropoda; Insecta; Diptera; Culicidae
Gene: Mgat4a
Product: alpha-1,3-mannosyl-glycoprotein 4-beta-N-acetylglucosaminyltransferase B
Exons: 9
Coding region: 239-1906 (555 amino acids)
Biological process (GO): protein N-linked glycosylation
Cellular component (GO): Golgi stack; endoplasmic reticulum-Golgi intermediate compartment; endoplasmic reticulum
Molecular function (GO): acetylglucosaminyltransferase activity
Source: RefSeq, a predicted model, not a curated record
AGAGAUCUUGAUUGGGUGCAGCUUUUCAGUCACAAAAAGAAAAGCAAAACAUUCAGAUCAGCAACAGAACGAAAAUGGCUCGAAUUUUGGUUAAAAAUGUAUCUUAGUGCGCGAAUAGUGUUAAUAACUAGAGUGUAUUACCAGUGAAUAAAAUGUGAUAAUAAGCGCGAAAGUUUAUAGAGUGCCGAUUUGAAAUUCAAGAUAGAUUGAAAUUUGCUUGGACAAAUACAUAACAGUCAUGAAGAUGGGAUUAACUUCAUCGCCGCUUAGGCGUCGUAGUUGUUUUUUAGCUUUUAUACUCUUAUUGGUACCUUGUACGAUAUUGUUUUUAGUUUUAGGAACAGAUUUUACUGCUGAGCAAACGAUGUCACAACGAGUAGCCGAAUUUCAAAUGCGCAUGCAAUACCUAGAGUCAAUGUACCGCGCAAAACAGGAAGAUGUAGCGAUAUUGUCCCAGUACUUGGGCUUCUCGAAUCAAAAUGGAGAGACUUCAAACAUGUCAAUAAACUUAAAUCUACUAGACGGAUUAAGUGCCGACUCGCGAUCUCUGAUCCGCAACGUGUCAGCAUCAGCCAAGUUGCCUGCAAAUUUAAAAUUACCAACGGCCUUUCAUUUUUUACCACACUUACUUGACGAUCCCGCGUCCUUAAGGCCAGCCUUUUUGCAAUCGAAGAAUCGGCAGGGUGUUUCCAUUGUGUUUGGAAUACCAACAGUUAAACGCGACAAACAAUCUUAUCUGCUUGAAACCGUUGAUAAUCUCAUUGCGAAUAUGGACGAAGAAGAGCAAAACGAAACAAUGAUCGUAAUUUUCAUUGGCGAAACAGAGCAGGAAUACGUAAACCAGGUCGCAAACAGCAUCAACACGAGAUUUCCUACGUUUUUAGAAAGUGGAUUCAUCGAAAUUAUUGCCCCUGCUGCGAGUUACUAUCCCGACAUGCACCGACUUAGGCAGACUCUGAAUGAUUCCGUGGAAAGGGUCAAGUGGCGAUCGAAACAAAAUCUCGACUUUGCUUAUCUCAUGGCUUACACGCAACCAAAAGGAGCAUUCUAUGUACAACUGGAGGAUGACAUCUUGACGAAGAAGGGAUUUGUUACCAUUAUAAAGAAUUUCGCACUGGAAAAAACUGCAAACAAGGAGCAAAGCCAAUGGUUUGUGUUGGACUUUUGUCAGCUAGGUUUCAUUGGUAAAAUGUUCAAAUCAGCCGAUUUGCCUUGGUUGAUAACAUUUUUCCAAAUGUUUUAUAACGAAAAACCAGUCGAUUGGCUGCUCUAUCACUUGAUCUACACAAAAGUUUGCAGCGUGGAGAAAGAUGCGAAAACGUGUAAACAGGAAAUAUCAAAGUUAUGGAUACACUACAAGCCUUCGCUGUUCCAACACAUUGGGACUACUUCUUCUUUGAAAGGUAAAGUUCAAAAGCUCAAAGAUAAACAGUUUGGCAAAAUACCAACAUUCUAUCCGCACAACAAUCCUCCCGCUGUUGUAAAAACUGGAAUUCAGCAUUAUAAAACAUACACACUGCAGAAGGCGUACAGUGGCGAGAGUUUUUUCUGGGGGUUGAUGCCCCAGCCCGGAGAUUUGAUCGAAAUAAAAUUCAAAGAUCCAGUCGUACUCAAGCGAUAUCUCUUCCGAAGCGGAAAUUUUGAGCAACCAUCCGAUCGCUUCUACAACACAACUGUCGAGGUUCUCCCAACAAAUUUGGCCGAAGAUUCGUCCGUGUGGAAUACAUACAACACUACAACUGACGGAUUCCUAAUAAUUGGCGCGUUCAAUGACUUUGGCAUUGCCGAGGGAGUGGUCGAUCCUAAAAUCGGCGAACUGAAAGAACUUCGAUUGCACGUCUACAGUGAUAGCCAGAACUGGGUGAUUCUGCGAGAGAUCCUACUCCAAGACAAUACCGUUCGGUGACGAAAGCGGUAUCGCAUUCUAGUCCAGCCCAAUAGUCUUAAUAUGGAGUCGUUGCGCGACCCGCUUAAAUGAAGUCAAAUGAGUCUGAAGAAAUUUCAACAAGAAAUAUCAACCCGUCAUUUUCAAAAGAAACCCAAAGUGAAUUGACGUACUAUGUAAAGAAAAAGUAUUAAUUUUUCACGUUUUUUAAGAAAUCAAAAAAAUGCUACUCUAAAGUUACCGUGAUUGUUAAGUGAUUAAAAAAUGUUAAAUUUGUAAACUAAAGCACGAAACUUAAACUAAUUACCACGUGACAAAGUGUUGAUGCAUAAAUGUCGAGAGCGAAAACAAUGUAGUAUAGCCAGGGAAGGGUAACCGAACCUAAUUAUUAGUGUUUGCCGAAAAGUGCAAUAAAAAGCAGACGUGUCUGGCCUUUAAAUCGAAGGAAAUUUAGAACGUCUACUUAAAAAAAAUAACCAUUUUGCCUGUCAAAGGACUUCUUUUCAAUAGACUCUUUUGGUAAUUUGAUCCCAAUAUGUAGCAUAAUUUGUCUUUUCAAAAAUCUUAUUACAGUAUGUAAAAAAAGUAUUUACAACCCUUGAGCACUACGCACAUUUUGUGAUGAAGCAUGCACACAAUUAAAGUUUAACAGAAACCUAGUGCUACGUUUUGUUUAGAAACUAAUGCUGAAUAUUUUGCUACAAAAAGCUCACGAAGAGAUGUUUUCUAUAAAAAGUUCUACAACAAAUUAAACUUCAAAAAUCAAAAACGUGCCAAAAAAGUUUGUAAACUUUUUUUUUAAUUCCACGGUAUGGCGGAAGCAAAAUAUAUUAUAAAACGAAUGUUUUGAAAUUAUUGUAGCUGUAAUAGUAUAAACUGGAAAAAAGUUGGUUUUAAUAAAAAAAUAUUUUUUUUAUUUAGUACCAGGCGUCUCCAUCAGUAUGAAAAACAUUUAUUUUCUGAAAAACGCAUUAAUCACCGAUAGAAUAUUUUGAAUCGAACAUAUUCUUAAUCAGGAAGAUGUAACACAACUUUCUAGGCUUAAAUCUCCCAUGGGUCACCUCGAUUUAUAAUGGUUUGCUUCCACCAUACCGUGAAAUUAGUUUACUAAAAAAUAUGUUCAACUUGAUAUUUCAAGCAAUCGUGAACCGCGUUUUACUCAACAUAUUUACUAGGAUGCAACAGAAAUGACUUUUUUACCGGGCAUUCAGCAGAUGAACGGUGGACGUACAGAGCCUAAAAUCCCAAAAAAUGAUUGGACGUAACAGGAGCUGGCGCUCCCUUGCAAUCAAAUGGAUUUUAUCCGUGAUAGAACAUUUUUUCAAAUAUGUCGAUUUUUUUCACUUUUCAACAUCACUGGCGUGUAGGCUCUAAAUGUGUUCCAAAGAAAACAAAAAAAAAUCAAAAUAUUUAAUAAAAACAGUUAUCCAUUUUACCCCUAUUUGCCCCUACUCAAAUAAAAUAAUUUUUGAUUACCAUCAUCAGGGUUCGCAUGGGGUCUGGGGUGGUGAGAUUAAGUCAUACAAAAAUACAGAAAUGUGUAUCUCACCCCAGCAGUUCAUUUUGAAGCCAGUGAAAAACUCACCAUGAAACAGCUCAUUCUACUAACUUGAUGAUUUCAUGUUAUCCUCAGUGAUAUUCUUCGCCACAUCGAAUACAUCUGUCGUUGAUGAACGGCAUAUAUUUGAAGCUCUUUCUUGGCAAGGCAUCUAAAAAACCCAAGAUUGAAAAAUUAAUGUUAUUUUAUUGAAACUGGAUACAAGUUCACCAAAAGUUUCAAUAAAACUAUUAAUUGACUCGUAAAUCAAAAUAUUGGUAAAAAAGUAUACUGCAAAAAUAUCAACACUUGGUGUCCCUCUUAUAGAAAUUUCAACGAUUUUAUAAAUUUCAUUAGGAGGUUUAUCAAUAAUUUUAAAAAAUCAGCUUUGAAAUUCUCGAUUUUACCAGAUGAACUUGAUAAAAUACUGUAAUACAAAAAAAAUCCUAAAUUUGGUAUCCAACCAUCGACAAAUGUUGCAAUAUCAAAACAAUACCUUAAAUUGGUAUGAUACCAAAUUUUGCUCUUACAUAAUCCUUAAGACAAAUUUGAAAGGGAUCAGAAAUACCAUAAUUUGAUAUUGAUACCAGAUAAAGGUAUCAUUACGCAUUUUCCUUGUUGUUUACCCAUGCUAGGUACCCCAAAUAGUCUGAAAAAGGAUGGUCACAAAAAAUACUAGUUCCAUAUGAGAUGUUCUUUUUUGUUCGGUUACCCUUUCAUCACAGAUAAACAGACGUAAAGUUCUUAGUAUUACAAAUACAAAUCAUUUCAAAAACUCAAAAUAAUCUCAAUACACAAUGUGCACUACCCCGCUGUACGAGCAAUGUAAAGUACGGAUGUAAAUGUAGCUUUGAGGGCACUCAGUUGAUGUAUCGUUUUUGCAAAGUGAGUUACGGCAAAUCCACAUCAAUAUGACGAGUUUUACAUCUUUUUGUCUGUGGUGAUAACACACCUAAUAACACCGCGUGUAGCACUGUGAAUGUUAUUGUUACAACAACAGACUAUACACUAAAACUAACAACAAAAUUUCAAUUGAAAUUUUGUUUAAAAAAACAUACUUUUAAGUGCUUAUAAAGUAUUGUCCAUGUGAAGCUGCUGUACUUGUUUUUCUUAUGCGAUUCAAUUUGUGAAAAAUGUGGUGAUAGAAAUAUUCCUAAAAUAAAUAAAUUCUUUUGUUGGAAGUGCUUCUGGCCAUACAUUUUGUAAAAUAAAUAAC